AUGGAAGUGAUCGUUACGAAUCAAAUAACAACAAGAAUUGUGAGUAGUGGAACAUCUACGGCAGCGCAAGGUUGUCUUGUCCCAGCACUGGGUGACAGUUGGGGUCAUAUCUGCUCAGUGCGAAUUCUUCUCUCGAAGGGUGAUGGCACAAAUGGAGACCGUCGAAGAACUGCAAGGCUACUUAAACAUCCUGGUCGACCACCUGGUACUGCAACUUAUCAAGUCACGACCGGCGGAAUUCGAGAUUGCCCUUAG
Rodentolepis nana is the source of this 255-nucleotide messenger RNA. NCBI's taxonomy places the organism in Eukaryota, Metazoa, Platyhelminthes, Cestoda, Cyclophyllidea, Hymenolepididae. The record is from the annotation of a GenBank genome assembly.